AUGGCAGAGACCACUGAGAUGGAAAUGGAAAUUCAGCCUGCAACUGAAGCCGUGCCAUUGCCGGCUAAGCCAAUCUUCAAGCCACUGAAGGCUCAUGAAAUGUCUGACGGGAAAGUUCAGUUCAGAAAAGUCUCCGUCCCACCAAACCGGUACUCACCUCUGAAGAAAGCUUGGUUAGACAUCUACACACCGGUCUACGACCAGAUGAAAAUCGACAUCCGCAUGAACCUCAAAUCCCGCAAAGUCGAACUCAAAACCCGAGCCGACACUCCCGACGUCAGCAACCUCCAGAAGUCUGCCGAUUUCGUACACGCUUUCAUGCUCGGUUUCGACAUCCCCGACGCUGUUUCGCUUCUGAGAAUGGACGAGCUCUACGUUGAAUCGUUUGAGAUCAAGGACGUCAAGACUCUUAAAGGAGAGCAUCUGUCCCGAGCUAUCGGGAGAUUGUCGGGGAAAGGAGGGAAGACCAAGUUUGCGAUCGAGAACUCCACGAAGACGAGGAUUGUGAUUGCGGACACGAGGAUCCAUAUCUUGGGAGCUUUCUCUAACAUUAAAGUCGCGAGGGACUCGCUGUGCAGUCUUAUCAUGGGAUCUCCAGCUGGUAAGGUUUACUCCAAGCUCCGAUCCGUCUCUGCCAGAUUAGCUGAACGGUUCUGA
Molecule: messenger RNA, 657 nt
Organism: Microthlaspi erraticum
Lineage: Eukaryota; Viridiplantae; Streptophyta; Magnoliopsida; Brassicales; Brassicaceae
Source: the annotation of a GenBank genome assembly